CUUGGACCGAGAGACAAAGCUAAGAAAAAGAUGAAGAAAUUGUUGGAAAUCCACAUAAAGAUGCUCUUCAGUCUUUCAUUUAUGGCAAAUGCAAGACUCCAUGAAAGUUAUAACUCACAAGACACAGUGUUGUUACUUGUUACCAGUGAAGAUGAGUGAUGGUUGUGAUCACAAAAUCUGGGACUGUGGGAGUCCUCUCUACGAUUCUUACGAGCUCGUCUCUUUUGCUCACAUAAUAGAACGCAAACUACUGCCUUUCUCUCCUUUCACUCGGCAGCCUAGUUGGCGUCUACGAGUUCUGAUGGAUAAAGAUAAAGACAAGUGUUCCUCAGAAUCCUAUGUUUCCAAGACGACCACAAGUUGUAUUCAUCGGAGGAAAAGUUGGUGGAAUAGAAAGAAGAAUGAAGAAACGAAGGAAUACAUCAAGAAGAAGAAGAGGAAAAUGUCUUCUUGUAUUUCAUGGUGGCGUUAG
This is a messenger RNA of Eruca vesicaria subsp. sativa (arugula), 472 nucleotides long. The record is from the annotation of a GenBank genome assembly. Lineage: Eukaryota; Viridiplantae; Streptophyta; Magnoliopsida; Brassicales; Brassicaceae.